This is a messenger RNA of Drosophila melanogaster (fruit fly), 495 nucleotides long. It is a transcript of the gene Obp56g, whose product is annotated as Odorant-binding protein 56g. Lineage: Eukaryota; Metazoa; Arthropoda; Insecta; Diptera; Drosophilidae. The record is from RefSeq and is marked reviewed. Gene Ontology annotation, cellular component: extracellular region. Bases 24 to 422 code for a protein of 132 amino acids. The transcript is spliced from 2 exons. Gene Ontology annotation, molecular function: odorant binding.
AGUAAACGAAAAAGUGAACUAAAAUGAGGGCUACAUUCGCAUUGACUCUGUUGCUCGGCUGCCUUUCAGGAAUUUUGGCGCAGCAAGCCAACAUAGACAGUUCGGUGUCCAAGGAACUGGUGACGGAUUGCCUCAAGGAGAACGGUGUCACUCCCCAGGAUCUGGCUGACUUGCAAUCGGGCAAGGUGAAGGCCGAGGAUGCCAAGGACAAUGUGAAGUGCUCCUCACAGUGCAUUCUGGUCAAGAGCGGUUUCAUGGACUCCACUGGCAAACUGCUGACCGACAAGAUUAAGUCUUACUAUGCGAACUCGAACUUUAAGGAUGUCAUCGAAAAGGAUUUGGACAGGUGCAGCGCGGUCAAGGGGGCCAAUGCCUGUGACACUGCCUUCAAGAUAUUAUCCUGCUUCCAGGCAGCCAAUUAGGGUCUUAACGAUCCGAUCAAUCUGUAGAAAAGUAGAGUUUAAUUCUUCCAAGAGCAAUAAAGGCUUGCAGUAG